Molecule: messenger RNA, 411 nt
Organism: Didymodactylos carnosus
Lineage: Eukaryota; Metazoa; Rotifera; Eurotatoria; Philodinida; Philodinidae
Source: the annotation of a GenBank genome assembly
AUGCCAGCUAAAUUCCAAUCACAAUUAGAUGAAAUCCAAACGUCGAUGAAUAAUCAAAAUAAACAUUUGGAAGAACUAAAUGAAUAUAUUGAAGAUCAAGAACGCUACAGUCGAUCGUUUUGUUUGCGUUUUGUGCGUUUUCAAGAGGAUAAAGGCGAGAAUACAACAGUGACAUUGGUUAACUUCAUACGUGAUAUUCUACAGGGUGAUUUUGACGUAAAUGAAAUUGAAAAUUUGCAUCAAAUCGGUAAAUUUACAAAAGGAAAACAUCGAGCAAUAACAGCAAGAUUUUAUUCGAAGCCCAUACAUAAUGAAGUUUUGCAGUCAUUAUAUCGUCUUAAACAAACAAAAUCAAGUAUGCGACGACUUAACCAAAAUAUCAUUGGCGUUAUUACAAUUAGAGCGUUCUAA